Molecule: messenger RNA, 1629 nt
Organism: Fonsecaea nubica
Lineage: Eukaryota; Fungi; Ascomycota; Eurotiomycetes; Chaetothyriales; Herpotrichiellaceae
Exons: 2
Coding region: 1-1629 (542 amino acids)
Source: RefSeq, a predicted model, not a curated record
AUGACGAGUGACGACCAGCAAUUCCUGGACCUGCUUGCGUCCAUCCCACAGGAUAUGGCCCACUAUGGUAGUCGCAUAGCAGACUACGUCGACAAGCACGCAAAUGCCCUUGCCAACGACAUCCGCGACGCCAUUGACCGAGCAAGCUGGAUUCCCGACUCUCUUCGACCUCCGCGCCACCCGGGCGGAGGGCAAGGUCCAUUUUCUGCUCGCCCACCUCCCCCACCUCGCGGUAUCCUCCAGAAGACCACAGCUUGGGUUUCCAGGAACCGGACCGCAAUUGCCAUAGUGGUGGCGUUCGCCGGCACCACCCUAUACCUCAUCCAUCGCAGGAAGAAAGCACAUGCGAGAAAGAGACGAGCGAAGAAACUGCCCAACGGCGCGAAAAAGGAGAUUGUCAUCAUCGCUGGCUCGACCUUCCACGACGCACUUACACGCUCAUUGGCGCUUGACCUUGAACGGAGAGGUUAUGUCGUUUAUAUCACCGUCUCUUCCACCGAGGAAGAUUCUCUUGUGCAACAGGAAGCGAAGGCUGACCUGCGCCCACUCUGGAUUGAUUUAACUUCCACCGUCCCGAACCCUGCGAUCGACGUGCAUCCGAAUCUGGAAUCCAUCCGUGACCUCCUGACAAAGUCAUCUCGGUCCUCAUCACCCAGCAGGAGCUCGCACCGCUCAGGUUCCUCGAUGGGGAACAUGACGUUGGCUGGCCUCAUCGUCUUCCCCGGUAGCUCAGGCUAUAGCGAAGGACCACUAGCAUUGCUCCCUCCAUCCGACAUAGUAGAUACGAUCAACACCCGCCUUGUCUCACCUCUCUUGACAGUCCAACAAUUCCUCCCUCUACUGGCGAACCACAGCCCUGAUCCGAAAUCGCCUUCGUCCAUCAUCAUUGCAUACCCGUCGAUCCCGCAUAGUCUUUCCCCACCACGUCAAAUCCCAGAAUGUCUAGUUACGUCGUCCCUCUCAGCGCUUGCAGCCUCGCUACGGCGAGAGAUCACUGCAGCAAACGCAAACAUCACUGUCUCGGAACUUAAAUUGGGAAAUUUUGAUAUGGGCUCUGUCACCUCCUGGUCAAGGACGACUCCAACACAAUCGACCCUCCACGCUGGUCCGUCGUCAGCGCUUACGCAUAACAGCUCUCACUGGCACUCGUCGCAACGUGCCGCUCAUCAACGCAAGUCACUGGGCCAGAGAAGUUUCAUCCGAGGCUCCUCGGCCAGAGAGUUUCACAACGCAGUCUUCGAUGCUCUUGCUCCGCCACAGACAUAUAGACCAUUUGGGUUCAGCUCCUUAGAAUUCACUUCAAAUACAAGACCAAACGUCAUUUUCGUCGGCAGUGGUGCGAAGAUUUACGAUUAUGUAGGCAAGUUGAUGCCUGGUGGCCUGGUGGGGUUGAUGAUGGGAUGGAAUCGAAGGAAGACAGCUUCGCGGUCUGCGGAUGAAAUGCACAAGUCGGUACGAUAUGAUGCAAGUGGCAGCGCGAGUGCCAGUGGAGUCGAGACUCCUGCUGGUGGUGGUAGCUCGUCCUUAGCAGGACAUCCACUUUCAGUGUCAGCCUCCCCUUCCGCUUCAGCCUCGGGAUGGGGCUUUCAGUCGUUGGGCAGCGAGAGCGGCAUUUGGGAGAAAGUAUGA